GAGGCUGGUGCCACCACUGGUUGGAAGAGUGUUCUGGGAUCUUUGUCUCCUCAGGUUUCUGAGCAUCAUGCCUUGUCUCAAGCAGCCUACGCACUUCCAGAGUCUGAUACUUCUACAAUGGCCCUUGAGCUACCUUGCCAUGUUUUGGAUCUUGCAGCCAUUGCUCAUUUACUUGCUGUUUACAUCCUUGUGGCCACUACCAGUGCUUUACUUUAUCUGGUUUUUCCUGGACUGGAAGACCCCAGAGCAAGGUGGAAGGCAUUCAGCCUGGGUAAGGAAUUGGUGUGCCUGGACCCACCUCAAGAACUAUUUUCCCAUUACGAUCCUGAAGACUAAAGACCUGUCACCGAAGCACAACUAUCUCAUGGGGGUUCACCCCCAUGGCAUCUUGACCUUUGGAGCCUUCUGCAACUUCUGCACUGAAGCCACAGGCUUCUCAAAGAUCUUCCCAGGCAUCACUCCCCACUUGGCCACACUGUCCUGGUUUUUCAAGAUCCCCCUUGUUAGGGAGUACCUCAUGGCCAAAGGUGUGUGCUCUGUGAGCCAGCCAGCUAUCGACUACCUGCUAAGCCACGGCACUGGCAACCUCGUGGGCAUCGUAGUGGGAGGGGUGGGAGAGGCCCUGCAAAGUGUGCCCAACACUACCACCCUCAUCCUCCAGAAGCGCAAAGGGUUUGUGCGCACAGCCCUCCAGCAUGGGGCACAUCUGGUUCCCACCUUCACUUUUGGAGAAACUGAGGUAUAUGAACAGGUGUUAUUCCAUAAGGACAGCUGGAUGUACAAGUUCCAGAGCUGCUUCCGCAGUAUCUUUGGUUUCUAUUUUUGUAUCUUCUAUGGAAGAGGCUUCUGCCAAGGCUCCAAUGGGCUCCUGCCAUACUCACUGCCCAUCAUCACUGUAGUUGGGGAGCCUCUGCCUCUGCCCAAAAUUGAAAAACCAAGCCCGGAAGUGGUGGACAAAUAUCAUGCACUCUAUAUGGAUGCCCUGUGCAAACUGUUUGACCAGCAUAAGACCCAGUAUGGUUGCUCAGCGACCCAAAAGCUGCUUUUCGUGUGACCGAAUGAGCUUGCAUGCCCAAGAGCAUGUUCUUUGGAGAGGAGACUCAUUUGCUGCUAACCAAAAGGGAGAGAAAAGGAGAUAAAGGAAGGCUGUGUAUGGUAGGGGAGGACAUUAGGAAUUCCUUCCUUGCCACAAAGCCCUUGUAGUUGCUGUUCUGAGGAGCUUUACUCAGUCAUUCUGCAAAAGGGGGCAUCCUGAGGCCCCUCUGACCCAACCAUGGGCAUGCUAGGGGCAGACAUGCUUCCUGCCUCCCCCCUUACUGGCUUUCUUCCCUAAGCCCAACCCCCUGGGUCCUGAAGGACUCAAAUGAUAACCAAACAGUUUGAGUAGCUACCACUCAGGUUGUUCUUGUUUUAUCAUAAUGCAUUUUCAAUUGGGAUAUUUUGCAUACUAUAAGUUUAACUUGUUUAAAUUGUAAAAUUCAGUAAUAUUUAGUAUAUUCACAGAGUUGUGCAACCACUAAUUUUCGAACAUUGUUCAGCACCACAAAUAAGAAAGCCAGUACACAUUAGCAGUCACUCCCCAUUCCUUCAUCUCUCCCAGCCACUAGUAAACAUUAGUCUACUUUUUGUCUCUAUGGAUUUUCCAUUUCUGGACAUUUCAUAUAAAUGGAGUAAUGGACUAUGUGGUUUAUUAGGACUGGCUUCUUCCUCUUAGCAUAAUGUUUUCAAGGUUUAUCCAGGUUGUAGCAUGUAUCAGUACUUCAUUCUUUUUGUGGCUGAAUAAUAUUCCAUUGCAUGUAUACACAACAGUUUUUAUCCAUUCACCAGUUGAUGGACUUUUGGAUUGUUUCCACUUUUUGCCUACUAUGCCUACACUGCUAGAAACAUUCAUAUACAGAUUUUUUUUUAAAGAUUUUAUUUAUUUAUUCAUGAUAGUCACA
This is a messenger RNA of Canis lupus familiaris (dog), 1940 nucleotides long. RefSeq names its product acyl-CoA wax alcohol acyltransferase 1 (gene AWAT1). Gene Ontology annotation, biological process: lipid metabolic process. Bases 68 to 1054 code for a protein of 328 amino acids. The transcript is spliced from 7 exons. The record is from RefSeq and is a predicted model, not a curated record. Lineage: Eukaryota; Metazoa; Chordata; Mammalia; Carnivora; Canidae. Gene Ontology annotation, molecular function: long-chain-alcohol O-fatty-acyltransferase activity. Gene Ontology annotation, cellular component: endoplasmic reticulum membrane.